Uloborus diversus is the source of this 4125-nucleotide messenger RNA. RefSeq lists its product as uncharacterized. Lineage: Eukaryota; Metazoa; Arthropoda; Arachnida; Araneae; Uloboridae. The coding region runs from base 1 to 4125 and encodes 1374 amino acids. Gene Ontology annotation, molecular function: nucleic acid binding. The transcript has 3 exons. The record is from RefSeq and is a predicted model, not a curated record. Gene Ontology annotation, biological process: DNA integration.
AUGAUGUUAUCCUUAUGGGAUCAUCUCUUUUGUGGCGUACUUUGCGAGGAAGAAUUUCUUUUAGCAUGUUUCCAUUCUUCAAUAAUUGCCAUUACAAAAGAUAGCCUCGGCGUGGAAACGUCUGACUCAGAUACACGUCGGUACAUAGUUAAAGCGAUUGUAGGGGCUACAGAUUAUGAUGAAGAAUUUGCAAAAUCGACUUGGAGACUUUUGAAAGAAGAGAUAGAAAGGGAGAGAGAGCGGGAAAGAGAAAAACUAGAGAGAGAAUGUCGGGAAAGAGACAAAGAAAGACAAUUUGAACUAGAUAAACUGAAACUAACUACCGCAGCAGAAACGGUUAGCUUGAGUUCAAAUGGGUCAGCGAGUACAGAUACUUCUAGGAAAUCAAAUUUAAAGCAUCUGGUUCCAAAAUUUGACCCGAAGCAAUUAGAUGUCUCGUUAUUUUUUGAAAUUUUUGAGAGACAGGCUAAGAAAGAGGAGAUAGAGGAAGAGAGGUGGGUUUCCCAGCUUAUUCCUUUGUUGCCCCCGGAAGUAGCAGAGCUAAUUGUGAAGGAACCCCUUGAGAAAAGCGACGAUUUUCCUCACAUGAAGCGCCUGUUAAUGAAGAGGUUCAAACUAAAUUCUGUGGAAUUGCGGAUUAGGUUUGAAGAACAUAAUCGGAAGUUUGGUUCCUCCUGGGCAGAUCUCACCUUCGAAUUAAGAAGCUAUCUAGACAAUUGGCUAGAAACCGCGGAGGUAAAUACAUUCGAGGAGUUAAAGGAGUUAUUGCUCACGGAGCAGUUAAAAAAGAGAACCCCUGCUGAGGGACAUAUAAAACCAAAUUGCCCUGAAUUUAAGAGAGCGCAAGGGGAACAAAUCAAUCAUAUUGGAGACACGAAAGAACUAAGCGAGUGUUUUGCCCCUUAUAUAAGUACUGGGAAAAUAAAUGGGGAGGUUCGGAAAAUCCUUCGGGACAGCGGGGCCUCCAUCGAUGUCUGCCCUCGCAGUUGGAUCAAAACAGAAGAUUUUACGGGAGAAUAUGUUUACGUGAAGCAACCUUUAGAUGAAGAGUGUAAAUGCUUGCCUUUGGCAAAAAUAUACAUAGAGACCGACGAAGGUUGUGUGUAUUCUAAAGCAGCGAUAAAAAACACGGAUAGCGACGCGAGAUUCUAUCUUUUGGGAAAUAGGACAGCGGAAUUAUUUUCUCGGUCAAAAUCAAAACCAGAGGCCUUAAAUGCAGUCGAAACGAGGGGAAGUUUACGUCGAAAACAGGGAGGAACGGAAGUGAAUUCCACAACACAGGAAACUUUGAACGCAAACGUUUUUCCCCCUCCCGGAGGGGAAGAGUUGGACACUUGCUCACUACCCCCCAUAGAGCCUUUUGAGGGAUUAGCGUUAGCUGAAAUAGAUUCCAAAUCAUUCGAGAAAGAGCAGAAAUUGUGUUCUGUUCUAAAACCCUUGUGGGAAGAGGUUUCGAAAGGGGAGGGAAAGGAUUUUAAAUGCAUGAAAGGAAAACUGGUCCGUCUGAGUAGAUCUAAGCUGGGAGAAGAAAGGGUGCAGCUCUGUAUACCCUCGAGAUUGACAGAAAAGAUUAUGAAAUUUUGUCAUGAUGGCGCGUCAGGCCAUUUGGGUGCUACAAAGAUGAAGGAUAAAGUGUUGCGUCAUUUUUUUUGGCCGAAUUGUUAUGCUGAAAUUGAGUCGUAUGUGAGGGCGUGUGAUGCUUGUCAACGCGUAGGAAAGAAAGGUGAUCGAAAGAAAGCGCCUUUAAAAAUCGUGCCUAUCAUUUCAGAACCGUUUGCGGUCAUAAAUAUAGAUGCUGUGGGAGUUUUGCCCUUAUCAAAAAAUGGGAACAAAUAUCUAAUAACGUCCAUCUGUAUGGCCUCAAAAUAUCCUGACGCUAUACCUGUGCCCGAUAUUAAGUCCCCGAAUGUAAUUGAUGCCUUGUUAAAAACGUUCUCCAGGACUGGGUUCCCUCGGGAAGUGCAAAGCGAUCUAGGGCGCUCUUUCACCAGUUUAUUAACGACAGAAUUCUUUGACAGGUUUGGAAUAAAGGUUAGACACAGUUCUAUUUGUCACCCGUCAUCAAAUCCGGUUGAAAGGAUGCAUUCUUCCAUCAAACGUAUAUUAAAAGCAUUAUGCGUGGAAUCGGGAGAAGACUGGGAAAAAAAUUUACCGUUGGCUUUAUUUGCCCUCCGUUCAGUAAAUCAUGAGAGUACAGGAUUUAGCCCAGCCGAGCUCGUUCAUGGGAAAAAUUUGAGGACUCCGCAAACUUUGCUCUAUGAGAAUUGGAUGGUGCCAGAAGAAUCUGACCCAAAUGUAGUAGAGUACAUUCUAAAUUUGACCAACCGUUUGAAAAGAUGUCAGGAUUUGGCGGUAGAAAAGAUGAGUGAAAUGCAGGUACGAAGAAAGGCUUGGUAUGACAAGAAUGCUGUGAAUAGGCAAUUUAAGGUGGGCGAUCAGGUAUUAGUACUGGCGACAAAUAAAGCGAAUAAAAUGGCAGUGAACUGGAUAGGUCCAGGAGUAGUUACGAGCAAAAUAUCGGAAACUAACUAUGUUGUCGACGUCCCUGAGAGGAGGGACAAAUGCACCAUUUAUCACGUAAAUUUACUUAAACCUUAUCAUAAGCGCCCCGAACGAGUAAAUUUAAUAAUAGAGGAGGAGGGGGAAGAUGUCGAGCAAGAAGCUGAGAUUCCUUUUCCCUUGCCUGACCCUACAUAUUUUGAUUUACACGAGAUGUUGCGGGCUAGCAAAUUGGAAAAACGCGUGUCGGAAAAACAAAUAGAUCAAUUAGGGAAAGUACUUCAGAAACAUAAAAGAGUGUUUUCUUCAGACCCUGGGUGUACUAAAUUGGUCACGAUGGACAUUGAGCUGACCAGCGCCGACCCCGUGAGAUCGCGACCCUAUAGGAUGUCCCCACGGCAAACUGAAAUAGUGCGUGAGGAAAUAAAAAGACUUUUAGAUCUGGGAAUUGUAGAAAUCGGGCAGUCCGACUAUACUAGCCCCCUAAUUUUAGUGGAGGUGCCUGGGAAAGACCCCCGCCCUUGCGUAGAUUAUCGUAAGUUGAAUGCAAUUACGCGCACGGAGUUUUUCCCCUUACCAAACAUUGAGGAAGUAGUUGAGCGGGUGAGCGCAGCGCCUUACAUAACGCUGAUGGAUUUAAUAAAGGGAUAUUUUCAGAUACCCCUGACCGAAAGAGCAAGCCGAUACGCGGCUUUUGUCACGCCCUUUGGGACGUAUCGCCCAAAGAAUAUGAUGUUCGGUUUACUCAACGCUCCGUAUUACUUUGUAAAACUUUUAGCGCAAGUUUUGAAUGGCUUUGAACAUUUUACGGCACCCUACAUUGAUGAUAUAGCCAUAUAUUCGCAAAGUUGGGAACAGCAUGUGAUCGAUGUGGACAAAGUGCUAGAGCGAUUGGGUGACGCAAAAUUAACAGUAAAACCUUCUAAGUGUCGUUUCGCACAAGAUAGUGUCCGGUUUUUGGGGCAUGAUGUCGGUUCUGGGAAGAGAUCUCCGAGCGAGGCGAAGUUAAAAGCCGUGCAAGAUUUUCCAACCCCCACGACUAAAACGUUGAUACGGUCAUUCUUAGGAUUGGUAGGGUAUUACGGCAGAUACAUUCCGAACUUUUCCGAGGUAGCAGCCCCCUUAACAAGCGCAUUGAAAGGAAGGAUCAGAAAAGAAAAGGUAGUGUGGACGGAUGAAUGCGAGGAGGCGUUCCGUGCUUUAAAGGGAAGUUUACUAAAGAGCCCUAUUCUUUAUGCCCCUGACUUUUCGAAAGAGUUCAUUCUCCAAACUGAUGCAAGUGAGAGUGGAAUGAGGAUUGUACUAGCUCAGAUGCAUAAUGGGGAAGAACAUCCAGUUCUAUAUCUCAGUAAAAAGUUCUCGAAAGCUGAAAAAAAUUAUAGUGUUAUCGAAAAGGAGUUAGCCGCUAUAGUUUAUGGGUUAAAGAAACUAGCUCACUAUUUAAACGGCCAAUUUUUCCGUAUACAAACCGAUCAUUCCCCUAUCACAUACCUUAAAAAAAUGAUGGGAACGAAUGCCAGACUUACUCGUUGGGCUUUAUGUCUACAACAGUUCAAUUUCGAAAUUGAACACAAAUCGGGGAAAAGAAAUGGUAACGCCGACGGUUUGAGCAGACAGGAACCAUAA